Chenopodium quinoa (quinoa) is the source of this 1683-nucleotide messenger RNA. RefSeq lists its product as uncharacterized. Bases 455 to 1303 code for a protein of 282 amino acids. The transcript is spliced from 2 exons. NCBI's taxonomy places the organism in Eukaryota, Viridiplantae, Streptophyta, Magnoliopsida, Caryophyllales, Amaranthaceae. The record is from RefSeq and is a predicted model, not a curated record.
CUGUAAUUGCAAUGAUAUGUAAGACCGUUAAUAAUGUGAGGAAAUUAGACACAAUGUUUGACUUCAGGCUUUUUUUUGUCACCAAAGGAAUGUAAGUUUGGAUAAGGGUUCAGUAAGUUCAGAUACAGGCUAUCCAAGUUCAGUUUAUAGCUUUAAUUAGUAUAGACAAGGGUUAAUAAUUUAAGAUUAGGCGAGAAGAAAGAAACCUUAAUGAGAAAACAAGUGGCUCUGCUUGAGACUUUAUGCUCAGGUUAUUGGUCAUGUUGUGUAAUAUUGCUGUUAAGUGAACAUGAUUGCAUCUCCAUGUUUAGUUUUGUGUUGCAAUGUGAUUUUAUCAUGCCCGUUCUGAUAGUCCUUUAUUUCAGAUUCAGCUUUUGUUUCUGAAAGUAAUGAACCCAAAGGCUUCUUGAAAUCUGACGAUGCUGUCAAGAGAACUUUGGUUUUUGAGGCAGAAAUGGUAGAAGAAAAUGGGACUUCUGGAAAAAAGGGGACCACAGUGAACAGCAUUAUUAUUGUUGACAGUGACGAUGAUGAUGAGAUCCCUCUUCGUGUUAGUGGUGUCAAAAGGACGUAUGUACACCCUGAGAAUUUGAGAGAACAUUGCGAUAGUUCUAAUGAUGAUAGCCUAAACCAGAAACAUAUGAAGAAGCUUGAACAUGGGUCAUAUGGACCAGUCAAGCCUGUUUUAUCAACUCCAUCAACUGCAGGUGAUGGGCAUAAAUUUAACAUUCAGCAAAGGCAAGCACUGUCAGCUAUCAGAAAAUGUGAAGAAAGGCUCCGGAGAGACAUUGGAGAGCCAAGAUUUGAUGGGUUUGUGGAUAAUGGUGGUGAGGAAGAUGAAAACGGUAAUUCUAAUUUUGAAAACAACAAAGCUCAUAAUUCUUGUCCCCCUCAACUUGAAAAGUAUAUGGCCACUUGCCGGCAGAGGAAGGAAAAUAAAAAGCUGGAGGUUGCAGCUGAUAUGGUCUGUGCUUUUGACGAAGAUCCUGACUUUUGUGCCAAGGCUGUUUGUGCAUUAUAUAGGCAGCAUAAGUCUUCGAUGAAGGGUUCAAUUUGUGCUAGCAGCAAAGGAUUUGAGAAGUGUGAUGCUGACAGGGGAAUUUCUCUGGCCAAUUUUCUAAUAGAUGGGGAUUUAAAAGGCAAGAUGAAGAAGUCUGUGGAUGAGUUACAGCAGCAUGAUCAAAGGGGCCUUGAUGAUUGUUGCAGGCUUGCCAAGAAGAAUUCCAAACAGCUGAUUGACAUCUAUAAAAAGGGCGAGGAUCCUCUUUUUUCUCCUUUGUCCACUGAUCUGCAGUAUAAGUAACCCAUGAAGAACAACGAUGUAAGUUUCUGACAAGUUUCUCUACAACGGCCCUUUCUCUUCUUGUAAGUGUUAUUCUAUCCUUGUAUAUGUAUGUAAGUAGCAACUGGGCUGUACCUAGGUAGUAAUAUAGUUUAAGCGGCUGGCAAACUUAGAUGAUAAUAUAUCUGCACAUGAUGCUAACUUUUUCAGGAUGAUUUAAUCAGGUAACACAAAAUUCGUGUUACUACUUUCUCAUUGUAAAAGGCAAUUUGCUAAUUACUAAUCAUCUGGAUCCCAAAUUUUUGUUUUUGUAAAUCUUUGAUGACGCAUAUAUAAAAAUGGCCUUUUUUUGCCUACUCUGCAUCGUAGUUUUGAUAAUUGUUGUUUGUUGGAAGUGUGAA